GCUCGCCCCCGGACGAGCUUGCUGGACCGGCCGGCUGCGGCGCGGCCUAGGCGAACCCAAGGUGGCCCUCCUCUCCUCGACGCCAGCUCCGUUGCCGGGGGGGCACCGGUUAGGCUUGCUGCUUCGAGCGUCUCGCGACGCGCGCGUGUCGCAGGAUGGACGACCACGGCCGGCGGCGGAGGCCGAUCGACCCGCCUGCCAAUGCUUCCUCCAACCCUCGAUACCCCGUUCACGAUCCCAGCGCGCAGGGGAGGUCGUACGGCGCAAGCGGGUCUGAAAGGUAUCGGCCCGCACCUGUCAACACGUCCCCCACGGCAGCUCGAGGCAUAGGCGGGACGGCUGCGUACAGUGGGUAUUAUCCAGAGCCGGCGGCGACCUUCUCCACCGCCAUGCCACAGAAUGCGAUGACCUACCAGUCUGAAUACGGGCAAGACACUCGACAAACGCAGGGCUUCAGCACAUACAACACAUCCAUGAUGUACAACGUACCACAAGCGAGCGCGCAGAGCGCCGUCUACGAUACGAGUCCGCAGUUCCCGUCGCGGCAGCCUACAGCGCUGCAGAUAAUGCAAACGGACGUAGCCGCCCCGUACUUCUCGAGCGAGCCGACGAAUGCGGCCGCAGCGUCGAGCCUGCAGUCUCACGGGGCCUCCUCGAGCACGUCGACAGUAUAUCAGCAGAGCCCCGGCAACCAGCGGGCGAUGCUCCAGGAAUACUCGAGCGGUAUGGCGCCAAUGAGCGGCAUGUCACAGUCGAGCGCGCCCGAGCAGGCUAUCGAGGACCCGGCCUACUCGCAGCAGUCGGCGGACAUGGAGGCCGCCUGGAAUCAGUACCAGGCCGCCCUCAAGGAAGUCUUCACCAACAUCCGAACCGGCGCGCUCGAGACCGCCAGCGAGUCGCUCCUCGACAUCUCCGAGUGGCUGCUCUCCAAGGUGACGGAAUUAGGCCUCACAGCCGACAAUACCAGAGUCUACAGCGAUCGUAUGCGGAUGUGGCAGGACUUCAACCACGCGUGGCUCUCGCUGUUCCAGAAGCAGAAGGACGUUGUCGAAUCCGGCGUGCCGCUGCACCGCGGCCAGACCCUGAUCAGCGGAGAUGGCCUGAGGAAGAUGGGAAAAGAACUCGUACGACUCUGCGACGGAAUCGACCGCCACGGCCUGGUCGACUACGAAUAUGGCGUCUGGGAAGAGCCCAUCAUCUCCAUCAUCGAGGAAUGCCUCGAUCUCUACGAGAACGAUGACGCAGCCGGAGCUUCUAGUUCCACCUCCGCGAAUCCCUCGGGGUCGAGCCAUCGCGGCGGCCACACAUCUCGAUAGGGGGUUGCUGGCGCUCCCCCUUCCCACCCUCCGCUGACGCGAACAGGAUGCCGUAGCACAGUGCCAGAGACGUUGAUCAAUUGUAACUUGAGAGACAUGUGCGAUUGCUUGGCCGUGAUGGCUUCUCGCACAGCAGACUGUAAUUUUUAAUUGUUUCGACGCCACGUGUGGA
Durotheca rogersii is the source of this 1488-nucleotide messenger RNA. RefSeq lists its product as uncharacterized. NCBI's taxonomy places the organism in Eukaryota, Fungi, Ascomycota, Sordariomycetes, Xylariales, Xylariaceae. The transcript has 3 exons. The coding region runs from base 156 to 1316 and encodes 386 amino acids. The record is from RefSeq and is a predicted model, not a curated record.